Molecule: messenger RNA, 1568 nt
Organism: Penaeus chinensis
Lineage: Eukaryota; Metazoa; Arthropoda; Malacostraca; Decapoda; Penaeidae
Exons: 8
Coding region: 1-1521 (506 amino acids)
Source: RefSeq, a predicted model, not a curated record
AUGCGUCGCCACCAUUGGGCCAUCAAGUCCUGGGCAUUGAUUCUGUCCAUCUCGGGGAAAACAGUAUCCACUUUUCCAGUUUGGUAUAAACUUCGAAUAUUCCAUGGUCUGGCCUGGACAUUUGGGAAACAGUUAUUGAGCGAGAAUCUUACAAUAAUCAUCCUCGAAACGGGUCCAGGGACAUGCCACGCCCACGGGGGCCACGCUGAAGGAGGGGCUAUAAAUAGAGUGCAAGAAGGUGCAGUUGGUCAGUGUGGCUCACGACAGACGCGGCGAAUCAACAUGAGGGCUCUGGUAAUUUUGGCAGUGCUAGGUGUGUGCUCUGGCUACAACUGGCAGGCCUCCUACGGCGGCUACGGCGUGUACGGCGCCCCUUACCAGCGGAAGUGGACCGGACCCGUGGCGGCCACCGUCCCGGCGGGCGUCGACGGUACCAUUACCCAGGUAUCUGAUACCUACGAGGUAACCGCUGCACGCAAUGCCUUCUUCAAUGCAUACAACGCCCAGCUGGCUGCCGUUGGCGCGUACCGUUACGGUACACCCGCUUAUCAUCAUGCCACGCCGGCGGUGCACGUCAGCGUAGCAGCGCCCGCCGCCCACUACUCCGCCCUCAGCUACGGCGGUGCACCUGCUCCAGUCGGUGACACGCCCGCCGUGGCCGCCGCCAAGGCUGAGUUCUUCCGUCUGUACAACCUGCAGGCGGCAGCAGCAGCCGCGGCUCCAGAUCACGAUAACCAUCGCUACUAUAAAGAUCCCAACGAUUAUGCUCAAUGUCGGAAGCUGACCGAACCCGUUGCAGCCACCGUCCCGGCGGGCGUCGACGGUACUAUCACCCCGGUAUCUGAUACGUGCGAGGUAACCGCUGCACGCAAUACCUUCUUCAAGGCAUACAACGCCCCAGCUGGCUGUCACGGGCAUAACAUAUCUAUGAAUGUGGCUGAUUCAAGGUCAAGCCACACCCAUCAGAGCCCCAUUGACGCUGGAACUAUAAAUACUGUGCAAGAGGCAAGAUACAUGCAGUGCGACUCACGACAAGCAACGCAGGACGUCAUGAAAUCUUUGGUUGUGUUGGCAGUGCUGGGAGUGUGCUCCGCCUCCACCUGGCAGGCCACCUACGGCGGCUACGGCGUGUACGGCGCCCCUUACCAGCGGAAGUGGACCGGACCCGUGGCGGCCACCGUCCCGGCGGGCGUCGACGGUACCAUCACCCCGGUGUCUGAUACCUACGAGGUAGCCGCUGCACGUAACGCCUUCUUCCAGGCAUACAACGCCCAGCUGGCUGCCGUGGGCGCGUACCGUUACGGUACUCCCGCCUACCACCACGCCACGCCGGCGGUGCACGUCAGCGUAGCAGCGCCCGCCGCCCACUACUCCGCCCUCACCUACGGCAGUGCACCUGCUCCGGUCGGUGACACGCCCGCCGUGGCCGCCGCCAAGGCUGAUUUCUUCCGCCUGUACAACCUGCAGGCGGCAGCAGCAGCCGCGGCUCCAGAUCAUGAUGCUCCUCGCUACUAUUACUAAUAUGUACAGGAACUUUAUAACAUAUCAAUGAAUGUGGGUCAGUCUUA